This is a messenger RNA of Ipomoea triloba (trilobed morning glory), 1570 nucleotides long. RefSeq lists its product as uncharacterized. Lineage: Eukaryota; Viridiplantae; Streptophyta; Magnoliopsida; Solanales; Convolvulaceae. The transcript has 6 exons. The record is from RefSeq and is a predicted model, not a curated record. Gene Ontology annotation, cellular component: Golgi apparatus. Bases 82 to 1284 code for a protein of 400 amino acids.
AAAAAUUUGCUUCCACUUUACUUCUUAACGAAAUCUUUCUCUCCUGCAUUUCCGCUUGCUCUCAUAGUCAAGUCUGCAAAAAUGGCGAUCUACAGAACCCACAGGCCGAAGCCCAAAUCCAGAUCCCCAAUUCUCAUACUCACCUCCGCCAUCGCCGCCAUUGCGCUCUUCUUCCUCUUCUCUUCCUUGCUCUCCACAAAUGGCUUCUUCCUUUCCGCUCCCAAAACCAUAGGCGACCUCAUAGUUCACUCCAGAAUCAGACCCAAGAAAUUGCCCGACAAAUUCCUCUACUGGGGGAGCAGAAUUGACUGCCCUGGAAAGCACUGCGACUCCUGUGCCGGCCUGGGUCACCAGGAGUCCAGCCUCCGCUGUGCCCUUGAAGAAGCCUUGUUCCUUCAAAGAACGCUUGUGAUGCCUUCUAGGAUGUGCAUCAAUCCAAUACAUAACAAGAAAGGGAUUCUUCAUCAAUCUGAGGGUUCAAGUUUAGAUGAAGGGUGGGCAGCUAGCUCCUGUGCUAUGGAUUCUCUGUAUGAUGUGGACCUCAUAUCUGAUACAGUUCCUGUUAUUUUGGAUAACUCGAAAAUGUGGCAUCAGGUUCUGGAGACAAGCAUGAAAUUAGGUUCUAGAGGGGUUGCUCAUGUAAAAGAUGUUAGCCGGACUGAACUCAAAGAAAAUAGCCCAUACUCAGAUAUUUUGCUGAUAAAUCGAACUGCAAGCCCUCUUGCAUGGUUCAUGGAGUGCAAGGAUCGAACCAAUCGCAGUGCUGUCUUGUUGCCAUUUUCUUUCCUUCCUUCGAUGGCCACAAAGAAACUACGAGAUGCAGCGGAAAAGAUCAAGGCACUCAUUGGAGAUUAUGAUGCGAUUCAUGUGCGCAGAGGAGAUAAGAUCAAGACCAGGAAGGAUAGGUUUGGUGUUGAUCGAAGUUUACAUCCCCAUUUGGACAGAGACACACGCCCAGAGUUCAUGCUGUGCAGAAUUGCUAAAUGGGUCCCACCUGGGCAGACACUCUUUAUUGCUUCUAAUGAGAGAACACCGGGUUUCUUUUCACCUCUGGCUGUAAGGUACAAGUUGGCAUACGCGUCAAACUACAGCCAUAUUUUGGACCCAUUGAUCGAGAACAACUACCAGCUGUUCAUGGUGGAAAGGCUUAUCAUGAUGGGAGCGAAAACCUUCAUCCGAACAUUCAAAGAAGACGAUACAGACCUCGCUCUUACAGAUGAUCCUAAAAAGAACACCAAGACAUGGCAAAUACCCGUUAACACAACGGACGCAAACAAUUGCUGAUACUUCUCAUCAAGACUCGCUCUUCUUGUUCCUCUCAUACCAAUUUUUGCUUACACAUCUUUGUUCUCAUGAGUUGUGUUUUAAGAUUAGUUUCAGGAGCGCAAGCUGCUUCAUAUGUUGUAAAUUUUGUGAAUCUUUGAUAGGAAACUGUAUUUAGUUGAAUACACUACAGGGUGUGGAAGGGGUUGAUAAUUUGAUUGUUUUGCCAGAACACACAAAAGGCUUCUGAUUAAUAGUUCAUGUACUGUAUUCUGAAGAGUUAAUUCUAGGUUUAAUUUUCGUGAUU